AAAAUCAAAGCGCGAGCCCCCCCUCGUUCACACACCACUGGUGUUGCGCGUGGAGCACAACACAGAGAGCGGCUGCUUCACUCUCCUUCACUUCCGAUUAACUAAGAAAUAAAGUUAUCCAGAAUCAUAGACUUGAAACUUAUGGCAAAAUAUUUUAGUUAGGAACUGGUUUUGCUUCUGCGUUUACUUUUUUUUUUUUAAACUGAAUGACUUUGUGAAGCGAAAGAUGUCUGCGUGAAGUGAUUUUACGCACGCCACUGAAAUGGAUCACAGACUCUCCAGAGGAAGCUGGGUUCCAGUAACGGGACUGGUUAUAAGUCUGCUUCUGUGUGCGUGUGUAGUGGACCUGGUUCUAGCGCAAAUUCGCUACUCCAUCCCCGAGGAGCUGGAGCACGGAGCUUUCGUGGGAAACAUCGCCGAGGAUCUGGGCUUGGAUGUGGCCAAGUUGUCCGCUCGUCGCUUUCGCAUAGUCUCCGGUGCAAAGAAGCAAUAUUUAGAAGUCAACUUGGAGAACGGCAUUCUCUUCGUCAACGAAAAGAUAGACCGAGAGGAGCUGUGUGAACGAAGCCCGGGCUGUUUUCUACACUUACAAGUGGUUAUUGAGAACCCAUUAGAACUGUAUAGAGUGGAAGUGGAGAUUUUAGACGUGAAUGACAACUCCCCCAGUUUCCCGUGGAGCGAGUUCAAUCUAGACAUCACGGAGUCUGCGGCGCCCGGCUCCCGCUUCCCGUUGGAGAGCGCGCAGGACCAGGACGUCGGCACCAAUUCCCUGCGCUCGUACCAGCUGAGCGCGAACGAGCACUUCGUGCUAAAUAUUCAGACGCGCAACGACGGGAGCAAGUUCGCCGAGCUGGUGCUGGACACCCCACUGGACCGGGAGCAGCAGAAACGGCACGAAAUGGUCCUGACGGCGUACGACGGGGGCGCACCGGAACGCUCCGGGACGGCGCUGAUAACCAUCACGGUGUUGGACGCGAACGACAACGUGCCCGUGUUCGACCGCCCGGUGUACCGGGCGAGCCUGGUGGAGAACGCGCCCAGGGGGACGCUGGUGCUGAAGCUGAACGCCACGGACCUCGACGAGGGCUCCAACGGAGAAGUCACCUACGCGUUUAGCGGACACGCGCCGCUCAAGGUGCGCGAGCUGUUUAGCGUUGACCCGUACACGGGCGAAAUCCGAGUGAAGGGCACUGUGGACUAUGAGAAAGCCGGAGUAUACGAGCUGUAUGUGCAGGCAAAAGACAGGGGCCCCUCGGCUGUGGCGGUGCACGGUAAAGUGCUGGUGGACAUCCUGGACGUGAACGACAACGCGCCCGAGGUCAUCCUGACGUCCGUGUCCACUCCUGUCCAGGAGGAUGCGCCACCGGGCACGGUGAUCGCCGUGAUCAGCGUCAUGGAUCGGGACUCGGGAGAAAACGGCAACGUCGACUGCCAAAUCCCGAGCAACGUGCCCUUCCAGCUCCAUUCAUCCUUUAAAAACUAUUACACGCUGGUGACAAGCGAGUUUCUGGACAGGGAAGCGGUGUCUGAGUACAACAUCACUCUGACAGCGCGCGACCUGGGCUCCCCUGCGCUCUCCACCAGGAAAACCAUCCUCGUCCAAGUGUCUGACAUUAACGACAACCCCCCGCGCUUCUCGCAACCUUCCUAUACAGUCUAUGUGACCGAGAAUAACGCCCCGGGCGCUUCCAUUUGCUCUGUAACUGCAUUCGACCCCGAUUCUAACCAGAACGCCUAUCUGUCUUACUCUAUUCUCGAGGGUCAGAUUCAGGGCAUGCCCGUGUCUACUUAUGUUUCCAUCAACUCAGACAACGGCAACAUCUACGCAUUGCGCUCUUUUGAUUACGAGCAACUUCGGAACUUUCAGAUCCUGGUGCAGGCGCAGGACGCCGGCUUCCCCCCUCUCGCCAGCAACGUCACCGUGAACGUGUUCGUCUUGGACCAGAACGACAACGCGCCCCUCGUUGUGUCGCCUCUGCCCAAAAACGGCACCGUCGCCGCGGAGGUGGUUCCGCGCUCCGUGGACGCCGGGUAUCUGGUCACCAAAAUCACAGCGCUGGACGCGGACGCGGGGCAGAACUCGCGGCUGUCCUAUCAGGUGGUGCAGGCUACGGACCCGGGGCUGUUCAGCGUGGCCCUGUACACGGGCGAAAUCAGAACUAUUCGCCGACUGGUGGAAAAAGACGCAACCAGACACCGGCUGGUGAUUUUAGUCAAGGACAACGGGCAGCCGCCGCUCUCCGCCACCGUCUCUAUCGUCCUCACAGUGGUGGACAGCGUGCCCGAGUCGCUGUCCGAUUUCGGAGACCUCACACUCAGUCCGCAGCCCCCGUCGAACCUCGCUCUCUAUCUGAUCGUGUCACUGAGCACCAUAUCGUUCAUUUUCCUGGUGGCGAUCAUCGUGCUGGCGGCGGUGAAGUGUUAUAAGGACCGGGAGAGUCUGAGCGGCUACAACCUGCCGCCGCUCGCCUGUUGCUGCUGCGGGGGGUUUCAGCCCGAGCCGCCGCCGGAGGUCUUCAAAAAAUCCAACCUCAACUUGCAGAUUUCGUCGGCGGCCAAAGUGCCCACGAACUGCAUGGAGGUGAAUGGAAACAGCAGUCUCUCUCAGUCAUAUUGUUAUAAAGUGUGCCUGACUCCAGAAUCCGCCAAAAGUGACUUUAUGUUUCUGAAGCCAUGCAGCCCCGGCAGCACACCGAGGAACAACGAGGCGAAGAGCGCGGAUAACGCGUGGAACGCGCAAAGCCGGAGCGCGUCCGUGAACAACGGAGCAACGACUCCCAAUGAGCUGAAGCAGCCAAACACCGACUGGACUCUUACCAAGAACCAGAACUCCAUCAAAAGCUACAACUCUAUCAACAUGGACGGCACACUCAUGCGUAAAGCCAUGCAUGCAGACCCGGAAAACUACGUCACCUCCAUGGCACCGGGGCAGUACUGGACCUGGGGAACUCACAUGAGGGGCGUGAAAGAAUAUAAAAUGUCUCCUUCAACCAGUGGGGUCCCUUCUCGCCCGUGGACUCCUCGGUGCACACCUCCCCCGCAGCAGCAGCAGCCGUCCAUCCCGCCCCACCCCCACCCGCCUCCUGACUACCACCACAACGUGUACAUUCCCGGAACACCUUCGGGCUUCUGCACCCUGAGGCCCACAGCACAGCGGAGCGAGCUGGACGUCCACAACUCCUUCUCCACCUUUGGCAAGAAGCGGCGUCUUCAGAUGUCCCCCCAGGGAGAGGCUGCGAUUAUAAAUAAUGACUUGUACAACGACUGACUUUUAAUUGACUCCCUGGACGGAUUAUUAAAAUGAUGGAUAGCCUUAAAAUGAAAAAAAAGAGGACAAAACUAUUCAGUAGAAAAUUAAUGGACACAUGAUUUACAGGUGGUAUGAAAAAUGAAUGACGCUCCUCUCAGAGUAGGAGAAACAAUGAAUCAACUAUUCUGGCUAAAAUGCAAAUGGUAAAACAAGUUCAAUGGCUAUUUCUGUGACAUGGCGCUACAAUAUGAUCCACGUGUCCAUCUGCCUAUUAUUGUCAUUAUUAUUAUUAUUUAGACAAUCAAAGGAGAACAGCAGUUACACCCAAAAUAUUUAUAAAAGCAUUAGUGGACAAUAAUUUUUGCACAUCCAUUUAUAUUUUUUAAACGUUUCUUUCCUAACAGAGCUUGUGUGAAACAGUAUAAUUAUGUAUAUGCAAGCUGCAACAUACCACAGGUAAUUGUAAAGACGUGGGAUUUGUCCCACACAUGUACUGUAUACAUUUAUGAAAAUAAAAUAUUUUUUUCAUA
Molecule: messenger RNA, 3780 nt
Organism: Betta splendens (Siamese fighting fish)
Lineage: Eukaryota; Metazoa; Chordata; Actinopteri; Anabantiformes; Osphronemidae
Exons: 4
Coding region: 263-3268 (1001 amino acids)
Biological process (GO): homophilic cell-cell adhesion
Cellular component (GO): plasma membrane
Molecular function (GO): calcium ion binding
Source: RefSeq, a predicted model, not a curated record